Molecule: messenger RNA, 445 nt
Organism: Dermacentor silvarum
Lineage: Eukaryota; Metazoa; Arthropoda; Arachnida; Ixodida; Ixodidae
Gene: ND-MLRQ
Product: cytochrome c oxidase subunit NDUFA4
Exons: 4
Coding region: 109-354 (81 amino acids)
Source: RefSeq, a predicted model, not a curated record
CAGGUACUACUACACCGCAGGUGGUAGCGCAGUGCCUUGUGUUUCGCUUUUUCGCGUUCGCCGACUCACUUUAGAGGGCAAAAAGGUCUUUGUUACUUAUCGUUCAUCAUGAAGAGUUUUUCGAUUCAGGGAAUGAAGAGGCACCCGUCUCUCAUUCCACUGGUCGUAAUCGUUGGCGUCGGGAUGGUGGGAGCAGUUUUCUACACAGCCCGUCUCGCUCUGAGGAACCCAGACGUCAGCUGGAACAAGAAGACCAACACUGAACCCUGGCAGGAGUUCAAGGACAAGCAAUACAAGUUCUGGACCUCUCGAGACUACAGCACCUUGCCAAAGAGCGAGCGCCCCGAGUUCUAAGCUGGUCCCUUCAAUAUUCGCCCAUGUAUAGGUUGGUUUUGCAAAUAGGCUGACAUAAGGCACCAAUAAAGAGUGCUUUUGUGGCAAACCA